UGCUCCACUUCUCUUCUGACGGUUAUGAAGUUUCAUCAUCUUCUUCCAAAACCUUUUCAUCUACUCUCAUCUGUAUAAAUGUCUCAAAUCACAUGUUAUUGUCCAUUAAAUUGUUUCUCUUUUUUGUGCCUGGAUGAUAUACAGGGAUUUGUUGACAGAGAAACUACUCUUAUUGGAACAUUGACAGUCCGUGAAUUCCUCUACUACUCAGCAUUGCUUCAGCUUCCUGGUUUUCUUUGUCAGAAAAGGAGUUUGGUGGACACCGCUGCAUGAAAGGUCUUCGAAGUGGCGAGAGAAGGCGUGUCAGUAUACAGUAUAUAAAACCUUGGUAGCUGGUUUCUCCUCACUACUCAUCAGCAGAGACAAUGAGUAAAGAAGCCAAAAAGGAGCUCGUUAAGGAACCGAAAAUAAAGACAAUGGAGGAAGAGAAGACAGAAGAACUAAAACAACAUUCUCCUUUAAUUUUGUGCAUAGACUUGCAUUGUUUAGGAUGUGCCAAGAAGAUUGAGAGGACCAUUUCAAAGAUCAGAGGGGUAGACAGAGUAAUGAUAGAUAUGGAGCAUAACCAAGUGACAAUAAGCGGAGUGAUCGAACCACAAGCAGUGUGUGCCAGCAUUGUUAAGGAAACAAACAGAACAGCAAAAGUAAUUUCGCCUUUACCACAAGCUGAUGAACCUAUUCCUGGAGUUGUUGCUUCACAGGUUAACAGAUUGACGACAGUUGAGCUAAUUGUUAACAUGCAUUGUGAGGCAUGUGCCAAACAGCUUAAAAGAAAGAUUCUAAAAAUGAGAGGGGUGAGAACCGCGGAAACAGAUCUGACCUCAGGGAAAGUAAUUGUAACAGGAAGCAUAGACGCCAACAAGCUCGUUGACUAUGUCCACAGAAGAACUAAAAAGCAGGCCAAUAUUGUACUUCAAGAUGAACCCCGGAAGCAUAAGGGAGAACAAAAUCCAGAUGAAGAAGCUAAGAAACUCGAAGAAGGUGACGAAGAAAGAAACAAAGCAUCAGGAGGAGAAGAAACCAUCAAUAAGAUGAUGUAUUAUUAUCAACCACUUUAUGUGAUUGAAAGAAUCCCACCUCCUCAACUCUUCUCCGAUGAAAAUCCUAAUGCAUGCUGCAUAACGUAACCAAUAAUAAGAGGUACUCGAAAGAUCAUUUUCAUCUAUUCAAAUUGUAAGUGAUCAUAGGAGAUUAUUUUCUCGGAGUUUCAUGAUAUCAUGGAAGCACACUCUCCUAUGUUUCUUAUGCAUUUUUAUAUCAGCCA
Solanum pennellii is the source of this 1264-nucleotide messenger RNA. Its product is annotated as heavy metal-associated isoprenylated plant protein 9. NCBI's taxonomy places the organism in Eukaryota, Viridiplantae, Streptophyta, Magnoliopsida, Solanales, Solanaceae. The record is from RefSeq and is a predicted model, not a curated record. The coding region runs from base 366 to 1127 and encodes 253 amino acids. Gene Ontology annotation, molecular function: metal ion binding. The transcript has 7 exons.